UGACAGCCUGCUGCAUACAACAUACAAAAUCAACCUGUGAAAAAAAUCAUACCUUAAAUUAUUCUUUGAUCACACCACUUCACAAACUAAUACUUUAUAAUAACGUAUCUAUAUUUUAAUGCUUCUUACGUACAGAUAUUAUUAUUUCUGCUAAGAUGAAUAUAGAUAUUCAAGGUAAAUAAUAUUUUGUAAAACAGUGAAUAAAUAAACUUCAGGAUAAAAUGGUGAAAAACAGGACUGUGCAGUUUGCCUGCAGAAAUGUCACCACCCAACUCAACUUCCAUGUGGCCAUAUAUUUUGCUUCCUCUGUGUUAAGGGUGUAGCAAUCCAAAAUAAAAAUUGCGCAAUGUGCCGGGCACAAAUACCUGCGGACUAUUUAGAUCAUCCUGUAUUAUUAGAAAAAAAUUCUCAACAGCAAUCAGCUGAUGAAAAUGAAAGUGUUGAAAACCAGUGGUAUUAUGAAGGGCGAAACGGUUGGUGGAAGUAUGAUGAGCGUAGUAAUAAUGAGUUGGAAUCAGCAUUCAGUGCUGGUGACCCUAAUUGUGCGUUGCUCUUGGCUGGAGCUGUAUACACGAUAGAUUUUCAAAGCAUGAUCCAGUUUCGUCGUAACGACCCGACUCGCAGGCGACGCGUGCGCAGAGAUACGCCAACGUUACCUGCCAAAGGUGUAGCUGGAAUAAAAAAUAUUGGAAAUAGUAAUUCAGAACAAAUGAAAACAAAUGAUGAAGAUAAUGGUAAUGAUGAGGUCAUAAUAGUUGAAGCGCCUGAAAAUGAAGUGAUAAUAAUUGAGGAUGAAGACCAAAUUAAUGAAAGUGACAAUCUUGAUGAGUCAAUUGAAAUUGUCCAUGCUCUGAGCACGAUACAUUUGGUGGACCCAGAGUCGCCUAGUAACGUUGGGAAUGACUCGGCAGAUGACACAUGAUAAAUAUCAAAUUACGUACAGUAGCGUAAAUGAUGAAUUUAUACAGUAAUAAAAAAGUAAACUACAUAAAUGAGCUCUCAUAAGUUAGCCAUGGAUGAAUAAAUUUCAUUAACGUCCGUUUGUAUUAUUCGAAAUGUAAAUACAGAGGGCUUAGUGCGAGUUUAGUUUACAUCAAACAUCCUCACUAGUGUGAGCGCGUCAAAAAAAUAUAUGAUAAUUUUGGUUCUUGAAAGUUUCCGCUAGGGGCGCUGUACAAUCCGUCAUACAUUUAAUGUCUUUUUUUUACGCUUUACGAGACGACAUUUGAUGUAAACUCACACUAAGCCCUCAGUUCUAUAGGGUGUUAGGUAAAUGGGUAUAUGAGCCGACACUAGCCCAUGUUAACAUGGUCAUAUAAAUGGUAUGGUGAAGUCAGAUAAUUGAUAUCUUCAUUUUAAUUAUUUUAUUUUUCAUACAAAUCAGAUUUUACAAAAUUUAUUUUGUAUGAAAAUAAAAAAUAAAAAAUGAUGAUAUCAAAUUUCUGACUUCACCAUACCAUUUAUAUGCCCAUGUUAACAUGGGCUAGUGUCAGCUCAUAUACCCAUUUACCUAACAUCCUGUAUAGACUUUGUUAAAUUAAAGGCUUAACCGUUAAAGGGUGUUUUCGGUUACUCCAGCUCAGACAGGUUCUAAUUUCGUGGUAGUACUAUGGGUAGUACCUACCUAAGACAGGCGUGGAUCCAGCCCUCAAAAAGUAUAUUUUUUUCAAAUUCAUAGGCUCAAUAGACUGCGAGUGUAAUGUCACAAGCCUAUAGUUCCAAAAUACUGAACUGUCCUAUCCAUGACAUUGAUAGUGGGGUGCCAACGCCAACACCGGAUCGCUGGAUCCGAUUUUUGUCAUGUCUGAAACCAUAUAGUUGAACGAUGGUAGCGCCCCUCUGUCAUUGAGUUUGGUGAGACAGUUCAGCGUGGGUCAUCUUUAACAAGGUUGUGGGCAUGCCCUCUAAUGAAUCCGCGCCUGCGCAAAACUAUCGUUAAAAAAUAUAUAUGUAUAGUUUAACAAUAGAUAAAUUUUAUUAUAGUCACUAUAAGUACUGGUAAUGGUAUUAAAUAAAUUAAUAAAGUGUUUUUGACAUAAUUUACA
Ostrinia nubilalis (European corn borer) is the source of this 2045-nucleotide messenger RNA. RefSeq names its product E3 ubiquitin-protein ligase rnf146 (gene Rnf146). Gene Ontology annotation, molecular function: ubiquitin protein ligase activity; poly-ADP-D-ribose binding; zinc ion binding. Gene Ontology annotation, biological process: Wnt signaling pathway; ubiquitin-dependent protein catabolic process. NCBI's taxonomy places the organism in Eukaryota, Metazoa, Arthropoda, Insecta, Lepidoptera, Crambidae. The transcript is spliced from 6 exons. Gene Ontology annotation, cellular component: cytoplasm; nucleus. The coding region runs from base 347 to 922 and encodes 191 amino acids. The record is from RefSeq and is a predicted model, not a curated record.